Molecule: messenger RNA, 639 nt
Organism: Quercus lobata
Lineage: Eukaryota; Viridiplantae; Streptophyta; Magnoliopsida; Fagales; Fagaceae
Exons: 1
Coding region: 1-639 (212 amino acids)
Source: RefSeq, a predicted model, not a curated record
AUGAAGGUGCAGCUUGUAGGCACUAUCACAUUACCUAUCGUGGUAGGGGCAUACCCACAACAGGUAGGCAGGAACGUGAAUUUCUUGGUGGUAGAUUGUUCAUCCUCCUACAAUGCUAUAAUUGGAAGACUAACUUUAAAUAGUUGGAAAGUAGUUACGUCUACUUACCACCUGCCAGUCAAAUUUCCAACAGAGCAUAGGAUAGGACAAGUUCAGGGAGAUCAGCUGGCAGCAAGAGAGUGCUACUUGGCCAUGUUAGCCAUGGAUGAGCAAGUUCAAACGAUGAAUAUUGAAGAAAAGAGAAUGAUGGCUGAGCCCAUUGAAGUGUUAGAAGAUAUUUCUUUAGACGAGAAAAACCCUGAGAGGUCCACCAGGGUUGGAGCAGAUUUCGAAGAGAGGAUUAAGAAGGACCUCAUCUGUUUCUUGAGGAAAAGUAUUGAUGUAUUUUCUUUGAGUCAUGAGGACAUGCCGGGUAUAGACCCUAGUGUCAUUACCCACCGUCUGAAUGUGUAUCCUUCCUCUAAGUCAGUACGACAAAAGAAAAUGAUUUUUGCUCCUGAAAGAGACAAUGUUAUCAAAGAAGAAGUGCAGAAGUUGACCGCAGCGAAGUUCAUUCGAGAAGUUUAUUAUCUAGACUAG